AUGGCAUCGAUGAGUGCAACGAAGAAGAAACAAGUGUCCCAGAAUGAAUUGCGUUUAUUAAUGCUCAAGCAAAAACUGCAGACUCAAAGGGUGAAGAAGAAAAUUGAGUCGCCACUAGCAAAAUAUCCUUUUAAUUUUGUAAUCAUAUUUUAUUGUCUGAUGGCUCUCUUAAGCGGUCAAUUGUCAUGCGCUGUAUGUAAAUUGAACAUAAAAGAUGAUUCUUCAUGGAGUGUUCAUAUCUCUUCCAAAGUUCACAAGGAAAACAUUUCCAAACGUAAACCAGAAUCAUCAAGAAUGACUGAAAGAUUAGCAGUGACUACGGAAAGCUUAAAACGAACUCUACCUAAACAAGAAAGUUUCGUUCCACCAAAAAAAUUAAAAGGUAUUUUAAAAAAUUAUAAAGCUCCACCAGAAAAAGUCCCUAGUGAUUUCUUUGAAAGCCCAAUUCCAACCUCAUCAGAUAAUACAAAUGUUAAUCAAGAAACUGAUGAAAAAAUGGAUGUUCAACAAGAGACUCUUGAUGAUUUAAAUCUUGACGGAGGUGAACUCCCAAAAGGAUUUUUUGAUGAUCCAAUGUUGGAUGCUAAGAUUCGAAAAGAGGAAUAUGUCAGCUCAAUAGAUGAAGAAUUUUUAAAAUUUCAAAAAGAAAUUAAAGAAGAGAAUAUGUUAUCUGAACAGAUAAUGGCAGAUAAUGAGGAUGAAACUACUUAUGGGCGACAAGUAGAAGAAAUUGACGAACAAAUCAAACAUUGGUCUAAAGUUAUCGAACUAGAGAAGAAAAGAGAAAAAAUUGCUUUGGCUACUGAAAAUAUGAACAACAUGGAAAUUAAAAAUGAACCAGAUGAAAUUGAAGAAUCUGAUGGUUCUGACAUGGACGAGUUUAUUGAUUGGCGGUCAAAAAAAUAA
Messenger RNA from Macrosiphum euphorbiae (potato aphid), 906 nucleotides. The record is from the annotation of a GenBank genome assembly. Lineage: Eukaryota; Metazoa; Arthropoda; Insecta; Hemiptera; Aphididae.